Messenger RNA from Hibiscus syriacus, 1803 nucleotides. RefSeq names its product auxin transporter-like protein 2. The transcript is spliced from 8 exons. The record is from RefSeq and is a predicted model, not a curated record. Gene Ontology annotation, cellular component: plasma membrane. Bases 95 to 1582 code for a protein of 495 amino acids. NCBI's taxonomy places the organism in Eukaryota, Viridiplantae, Streptophyta, Magnoliopsida, Malvales, Malvaceae.
UCCCUGCAUUGAAAAUGCACUAGCCAGUUUAUCAACGAAGGAAAAAGAAAAAAACUAUAGUCUUUAGCGAAAUAAAAACACAAUAGAAGAGAUAAUGGCAAGUGGCAGUGAUAAGGUGGAGACAGUGAUUGUUGGGAAUUACGUGGAGAUGGAAACCGAAGGGGAGCCAAAGGGCAUCAAAAGCAAGGUUUCUAAUCUCUUCUGGCAUGGCGGUUCUGUGUAUGAUGCUUGGUUUAGCUGUGCUUCUAAUCAGGUAGCUCAAGUGUUGCUUACAUUGCCAUACUCAUUUUCUCAACUGGGGAUGCUUUCUGGGAUUCUCUUUCAGUUGUUCUAUGGAUUGUUGGGUAGCUGGACAGCUUAUCUUAUUAGCAUACUCUAUGUAGAAUAUAGAACCAGAAGAGAAAGAGAGAAAGUUGAUUUCAGAAACCAUGUCAUUCAGUGGUUUGAGGUUCUUGAUGGGCUCCUUGGGAAACACUGGAGGAACGUGGGUUUGGCAUUUAACUGCACUUUUCUCCUGUUUGGAUCUGUCAUUCAGCUCAUAGCUUGUGCAAGCAACAUAUAUUACAUAAAUGACAAUCUGGACAAGAGGACAUGGACUUACAUCUUUGGUGCUUGUUGUGCAACCACUGUCUUCAUCCCUUCAUUUCACAAUUACAGAAUCUGGUCUUUUCUAGGCCUUAUAAUGACCACCUACUCUGCUUGGUAUCUCACCAUUGCCUCCCUCCUCCAUGGCCAGGUCGAGGGAGUUAAACAUUCUGGUCCUACCAAGCUGGUUUUGUAUUUCACAGGUGCCACCAACAUUCUCUAUACAUUUGGGGGACAUGCUGUCACUGUGGAGAUCAUGCAUGCUAUGUGGAAACCUCAAAAGUUCAAGGCUAUAUACCUGAUAGCAACAUUGUAUGUGCUGACACUGACACUUCCUUCAGCUGCUGCUGUUUAUUGGGCAUUUGGGGACAUGCUUCUCAAUCACUCAAAUGCCUUUUCUCUUCUCCCAAGAACUCCCUUCAGAGACAUGGCUGUCAUUUUAAUGCUCAUCCACCAGUUCAUAACAUUUGGAUUUGCAUGCACGCCACUAUAUUUUGUAUGGGAGAAAGCAAUUGGGAUGCAUGAGUGCAAGAGCCUAUGCAAAAGAGCGGCAGCAAGAUUGCCAGUAGUUGUCCCCAUUUGGUUCUUGGCUAUCAUCUUCCCUUUCUUCGGACCGAUAAAUUCCACCGUGGGAUCUCUCCUUGUCAGCUUCACUGUCUAUAUAAUUCCGGCACUUGCUCACAUCUUUACCUUCAGAUCAGCCAUCGCUCGAGAGAAUGCAGUGGAACAACCGCCCAAGUACUUUGGAAGAUGGGUAGGAACAUACACGAUAAACGUGUUCGUUGUGGUUUGGGUUUUGAUCGUCGGGUUUGGAUUCGGUGGAUGGGCGAGCAUGACGAAUUUCAUACACCAGAUUGACACAUUUGGGCUGUUCACAAAGUGUUACCAAUGUCCACCAACGGCAUUGGCCGCCUCACCGCCACCGCCCAACCACGGCCUUAACGCCACCGCGGCUGCUCCUCUACAACACCCUUUCAACCACACUCAUAGGCCCUGAACAUUGUCAUCGUGUCAUUUGAGCACACUGGUCAUCCUUGUUACUUUAAGAUUGUCGACAGAGAGCUUAAAUGGAAGUUCACAAACCAGAUUAUACACGCAAUGGACAUCCACUUUGAGUCUUUCUCUGUCUUUUUUUUCCUAUUUAACUUAGGGAGUUUGUAAUGCAAUUCCUAAAAAAGAAACAAAGUUCGUAUAAAAAUGGAGGAUGCUCUCUGCUUU